UGGGAGACACAUCAAAAUGUACGAAACGCAAAAGCGAAGCGAUUCACGAAAAAUUUCAUCGAGAAAGAAAGACAAGAUCGAGAGAAUCGUGAGCUGUACGCAAUGAUGCCAUCACCAAAAGGUUCACAGUGGCUGAGCUAUAUUAAGCAUCGAGUAAAGAUGACCAAACAUGGAAUCGAAGCUUACUCGACUGCAAAGUACACUAGACUCGCCUUGGACAAAUACAUUAGGAGCAACAAAGCUAUCGACGGAUUUGUGAACAAGAUCACCAAUAAGGAACCGACUCUGUUAUUCCAUGGCGCUGAUGGCGAAGUACCACCUGAUUGCCCGAUAAGAAUUAAAAAACACGUGCGGUGUCCGGGUGUACGCAAACUGAUGCAGGCAUAUAAGAAGCGACCAUACAUUGUUGUCGUGCCGGUGGACGAAUGGGGAACAUCUCAAACAGACGCAAGAUGUAUGUGCCGAUUCCAAAACCAACCCAAAUCGGCCAAAUUCAAGAUGUGUCGGUGCAUACCCAACGCCAUAACACUGCUGCCAACCAAAAUUGUGUCUAAGUUUGGCAAGACAGAUACAUCUACAUAUCGACAGUUACAACGCACAUUGAACGGAGCAUUUGAAAUAGAAGAGGAGCUAAUGUCAAGAGUAAAACCUUACUACAAAAAAUGGCAAUUAGACCUCGAAUGCACCGUGACUUGGCAUCGUGACGUCGUGGCUGCUAAGAACAUUCUACUGAAAGGACUAUGGACAUUGCUUGGACUUCCAAUACCUGCUGCAAUCAACCGAUAUUGGAAUCAAAUCAACGCCGAUGCCGCCGUCUUCGACGACGAUAACGACGUGGACAUAUCCGAGCCCGAGUUCGAAUAGCAGCCAACUAAUCAUCGCAAUACCAUACAAUAAAAUAAAAUAAAUCAUAAGUAACAUUUGUUACGUAACUGCUAUCCCGAAUAUGUGGGUUAGUUAUGCACAAAAAAAGUCAUUUCCCAUUUGGUUGAGAUGGCUGUGCGGGAGUACAAACAGAGCGUUUUUCCAUUAUAUGGGAAACACCCUAAUGUACACACAAACAAAUAUCCCAGUACGGUUACUCGCACUUGCCGUGUUUGUAGAGUGUCUACCUCUCAAAAUGAGUUACGCGCUCUAU
Molecule: messenger RNA, 1138 nt
Organism: Contarinia nasturtii (swede midge)
Lineage: Eukaryota; Metazoa; Arthropoda; Insecta; Diptera; Cecidomyiidae
Exons: 3
Coding region: 103-864 (253 amino acids)
Source: RefSeq, a predicted model, not a curated record